AUAAUUGUUCCACCGACCAGUAAAACUACACACACCGGUGAUUGGUAUGCGAAGUACAUUGAAAUACAUUAUCGGUUUUCGUAAUCGGUUUCCGGCUACUGUUACUUUUCUGUUGUGAUUCAUGUCAGUGUUGUCUGCUCGUCUAUCAUGUAUACCUUGACUCGAUAAAUCGUAUUUCAAUUUGAGUGGUCCGAUCGUAUGUGUGCGUUUAAAAAAGUGAUGAGAUUUUUUUUAUUAAACCCUUUUUGCGGGCAUUUAGAUACAAAAUGAAUUUCCUUACAAAUACCAACAAAUAAUAAUUCCGCAAUCUUUAUCAUGAACGAAGAAGAUAAUUCCCAGAAUGAUCAAACAGAGCCGGACGAAUCUACUUACAUUCUUAGAAACAAAAGACUUCAGACGGAAAACCAAAUUUUGAUCGGUCCAGAUGGUGACUGGGGAUGGUACGUGGUCAGUGGGUCAGCUUUAAUAAACUUUCUCAUUCCUGGUAUGCUGAUCACAUAUGGAUCGGAUGUGUUAGAAGAGUUUGUGAAAAAAAAUGAAUUAGAUUACGACGAUGACAAAAAAUAUUACAGUCUAAACGAUGUCCGUUGGAUACCUUCCGCUUUCCAGUUGACGUUCUAUUUAACGAGUACUUUAGCAUGCUUACUAUGUGAAUUUUGGUCACACCGUGCUAUUACAUUAUGGGGAGGUUUUUUGGCUUCAACAGGCAUGCUUUUGAGUUUUUUUGCCAACUCUAUUCCAUAUCUUUAUUUCAGUUAUGGAAUGAUGGUUGGUUUUGGAGCCGGACUUAGUUAUCCAACUGGAAUACUAGCCAUAAAUAAAUAUUUUAAUAAAAAACGAGCUUUGGCUGUUGGAAUAGCCACGGCAGGCACUAAUAUUGGAAUGAUAGUGAUGCCGACCUACAUAAAAUUUCUAGCUAAUUCGUAUGGUUGCAGAGGAGCGGUUUUGAUAACUUCUGGAUUAAUGCUAAAUGUCAUAGCUUGUGCUUUAAUUUACCACCCGGUCGAAGAAUAUGCUCAUAUUGUUGAUUUUAGGGUGCCAUUGAUAAAUGUGACAGAAUUUCCGAUACGACUGCAAAAAUCUCAGUAUAACGAUCAAACUUCGUGUACAUUCUUCGGCCUAUUAAAACUUUCAUUUUUGAAAAAUCGUUUAAAAAAUCAUUUUAUUAGAAAACAAAAGUUUACUCUAAAAAAUGUCUACGGAAAAAUGUCGUUCAUAACUAUAACAAUUAUCAACACUGUUUAUUGUAUUUGCAACAGCAUAUUCCUGAACAUGGUUCUACCGGCCUUCAGUAAGAGUAUUGGAUACCAUACAAAUACAUCAUUCCUAUUGAUUUCUUUCUCUAAAAUUAUUGGUCGUAUUUUAGUUCCUUGUACAUUUAUAUUUUUUCCAUUUAAUACAAUUGUAUACUUGGCAUCCGCUUUAAGCGCCAGUGGUCUCAUACUAAUAACUAUACCCAUCUGGCAUCAAAGUGUUGUUUAUAUUUUAGUAUGUUUUAUUAUUUUUGGGAUAGCAUCUGGUAGUAUUUUUGCAAUGCAAACGCCAGUGAUUGUCGACAUUUUGGGUGCUGAAUGGAUAACUAUUACAUAUUCCACUACACUGUUUUCCGAAGGAAUCGCUCAAUUAGCUUUCAAUCUCUUUCAUAAUCAGUACUAUUUACAUUUUAAUUUACUAUCGGAACUAUAUUACAGUUUAGGAGUUAGUUUAAUGUUUUUAUCUUCUUUUUUGGGUAUCCUGAUACUUAUCAAAACCCUAAAAAACUAAAGUUCCAUUUUUCCAUUUACUGUAUUCCUUUAACAUUAUAAAGUUUUUGAUCUAUAAAUACAAAUUCAAGGAUAAAGUCAAAGGAUUAUUAAAUUUGUUUACCGAAAAUAAAGAUCAUUGUCUAAUCAAUUGUACAUGUCUGACUAAAAACACUAUAACUAGAGGACUACGCGUUAGAUGACAAUGACACUAAUAUUAAUAAUUUUUGUAAAUAUGUAAAUUAUUUUAUACAUUUUUUUUUGUUCUAUCAAUAAAAAUUAAUUUUAUAGGCUGUAAAGUAUACUGUUAACAUUAAUAAAUGAUCAGUGAGGCAUUAGUCCGCUAACCACCCUGGCAUUACCACUGAUCUUAUUGUAUUAUAUUAUAUAAAUAAACUAUAUAUUUCUUAAA
Messenger RNA from Daktulosphaira vitifoliae (grape phylloxera), 2154 nucleotides. RefSeq names its product monocarboxylate transporter 12-like. NCBI's taxonomy places the organism in Eukaryota, Metazoa, Arthropoda, Insecta, Hemiptera, Phylloxeridae. The coding region runs from base 316 to 1764 and encodes 482 amino acids. The record is from RefSeq and is a predicted model, not a curated record. Gene Ontology annotation, molecular function: monocarboxylic acid transmembrane transporter activity. The transcript has 5 exons. Gene Ontology annotation, biological process: monocarboxylic acid transport; transmembrane transport.